Messenger RNA from Habropoda laboriosa, 782 nucleotides. RefSeq lists its product as uncharacterized. The record is from RefSeq and is a predicted model, not a curated record. The transcript has a single exon. The annotation marks the transcript as partial. NCBI's taxonomy places the organism in Eukaryota, Metazoa, Arthropoda, Insecta, Hymenoptera, Apidae.
UGUCACAACGGACAAAUGGCUGACCGAAUCCCAGCCGCCAACACCCAACGUCGCCGCAGCAGCCAGUUGCUGCACCCCUGCACUGUCAUCAACAGGACUGCAGGUAAACUUACCGAAGGCUGAUUUACCAAACUUCAGUGGUAAAUUCGAAGAAUGGCUAUCGUUCAAGGACAAAUUCACCUCGAUGAUCGAUAGUCAAGAUGCCUUCAGUAAGGUGCAAAAGUUCCAUUAUUUGCGAUCAGCUCUGUCGGGUGAAGCUGCGAAGGUCAUCGCAGCCAUGGAAACGACAGAGCAGAAUUAUAGCAAGGCUUGGCAACUGCUCCAAGAUACCUAUGCCAACGAAGGGCUGAUUAUUGCACGCCACACCGAUCUCUUGGUCGAAACGCCGUCAGUGGAACAAGAGACAGCUGCAGGACUCCGCGACUUCGUGAGUCACGUCUUGCAGCAUUUGAGAUCGCUGACCACACUCAACGUUCCAGUCGAACAUUGGGAUCAUCUCCUAAUGUCUAUUCUGCUGCCCAAGCUCGCGCAGCAGACCAGGAUGGCGUACGACAGCACGCUGAAGGAUAAGGAGACGCCAAAAAUUAGCGGUCUCAUGGAAUUCCUCCGCCAACGAUCACGGAGGCUGGAGACGACCGCGACCACUAGGACAAACACCCAGACCAGCAGAGCAUCACCAAGAGUAUCACCCACGCCGCAAAGAAGACCAACCAAGAGAAUUCCCAACAUUUCUUCGAGGAAGGAUUCUAAAGUCUUCGUCACCACCACGCCAUUAAAAAAUU